Messenger RNA from Diospyros lotus (date-plum), 1424 nucleotides. Its product is annotated as BRI1 kinase inhibitor 1-like. Gene Ontology annotation, cellular component: plasma membrane. The record is from RefSeq and is a predicted model, not a curated record. The coding region runs from base 187 to 1227 and encodes 346 amino acids. The transcript has a single exon. Gene Ontology annotation, molecular function: kinase inhibitor activity. NCBI's taxonomy places the organism in Eukaryota, Viridiplantae, Streptophyta, Magnoliopsida, Ericales, Ebenaceae.
AACGUCAAUUUAAGAUCAGCUACAGAUCAUUGACACACACAACUCUCUCUCCCUCUCUCUAUCUCUCCCUAAUCUUCUUAUCCUUCUUCUUUUCUCAAAAUCAAAAGGGUUUGGUAAUUUCCACGAACCAAACAACAAGAGCCAAAGAGCAAAGCGGAUAAUCCCAUCAAGAAUUAAUUCAUCUUUAUGAUGAUGGACAGCCAACAAAAUCAGAAGAAGAUGAGAGACAAAGCUGAAGGUGAAGAUGAUCAUCAUCAGAACAAGUUAAAGCAAUCGUCAUCAGAAGCCACAGGCGGCGGCCAGCUGCUUCAAUUACCACCGGCGGCGGCCUCUCCGCCGCCCUCCGCCUCCUCCUCGCCGGCCCACGAAUUCUCAUUCACCAUCUCCCUCCACCACCAGCACUACCAGUCCUCUUCCACCACCACCACCACUGCCACAAGUGCCGGAAAUUACAAAACCAAAGCCCCCCCUGCCCCGCCUUCCAUCGCCGUGGAUUUGUCUCCUGCUGACGAGAUAUUCUUCCACGGCCACCUCCUUCCGCUCCACCUCCUCUCCCAUUAUUCCCACCCCACCGACCUCUCUCCCCGCUUCUCCACCAACUCUGUCGACAGCUUCACCAACAUCGGAGACUUGCUCGAAGACCCAAACCCAAACCAAACCAAAACCAAAAGCUGCUCAAAUAUCAAAGCCCAAAACCACCCUGAAAAUAACAACAAGAGGCAAAGUCGACCCAAAUCCAAAUCCUUCUCCUUGUUUGGACUUUCCAGAUGGCGAAAAGGCGGGUUCGAAAUUGGGGAGAAAGAGAAGCAGCAGCAGCAGCAGCAGAAGUCGAAGAAGCUGAAAUUCGACGUGAGCCACGUAAUAAAGAGAUACAUUAGAAUGGUGAGGCCUUUACUGACGUCUUUCAGGUCCAGAAGAAGAACAAAUCUGCAGCUACGCAGACAACCCUAUUCAUUCUCCGGAAACUUAUUGAGCCCCAGAUCGGGGAAGAGAUCGGAGUUCAUGAUGAGAGGGCGGCCAGGGGAGUACUCGGCGCCGGCGUCGAUGAGGACGUCGCCGACCAACAGCGGCCUUCUGGUUGCAACUCCGGCGACGACCAAUUCCUCCUCAAGUGACAGCACCAUGGAAGAGUUGCAGGCUGCAAUUCAAGCUGCAAUUGCUCAUUGCAAGAACUCCAUUGCAAUGGAUCAUCAAGACAACCAACUAGUCAAAUGCGUCAAGGGUUAGCAAAUUAUUUCCUUUUAAUUUCUCCCAGCUACCUGGUAAUUCAUCAUGCAGUCGUCUUCCUUCAACAUAUAUAUGAAUUUUCAUGUCCACAGGGAAAAUAUAUAGGUUUUAUAAAGUGUAUAGUUGUAUGGACACGUACGUGUGUUUGAAGAUAUGUAUAUAUAUAUAUAUAUAUAAGAAGAUUCAUGGGCUGAGAA